Vitrella brassicaformis is the source of this 3289-nucleotide messenger RNA. Lineage: Eukaryota; Vitrellaceae. The record is from the annotation of a GenBank genome assembly.
AGGAUGCUGUAUGGGUGUACUGUAUGGGUGUUGGUGGGAGGGUGGUUGUCUGGCCAUGUAGUAAGAACGCCCUUGCUGUCAGUGACGCUAGAGGGUUAAAAUGUCACUCACUGAAAAAGACGGCACGAAACGCACAGAAAAACACACAACGCGUUCGUUCAUCCGUUCGUUCCACUACUGCAACCCGCUAACACGCACCAGCCGCUGUACAAUACACCCACACACUCUACCCACCUCUAGAAAGUGCCCCAGCCCAAACACACACACAUGAGGAGAGACUAUCUUCCCAUGCACUCCAUCCACACCGCCAUCUGCCCACUUCGUUCAUCUGGCAACAGCAGCGGCAGCCGGUGCCCCAGCUGCCGUCUCGUUGCGUGGCCGCGAGGGUGCCGCCCUCCCUGGGAUGGCCGGCCACUGGUCCGGCGCGUCGAAGAGCUUGCCCGUGAUGCGCCGGGUGUCGCGCAGGACCUCGCGCCAGGACGGCCUCUCUUGGUCGAUGAUCUUCUCUACGUAGGGGUUGACCAUCAUGCUGCAAGGAGAGACAUCAGACACACACGCGGUGGGUGCGUGUGUGGUGUGUGUGUGGGAAUGUGUGAUGGUCAUGUACCCACCCGUCUGGGUCCACUUUGUCCCUCAGCUGACACCACUCGCGGAACUUGGGGUACUUGUGGUACAGAUCCUGAUGAAUGGAUGGAUGGAUGGAUGGACGCAUCGGCCAAAUCCAUGGUGUGCAAGGGAACCCCACCGCCCCCACACCGACCUUGUAAGUGAGCUUGUGUUCCUUGGCCCAGUGGGGGCGGCCGCCCAGCGAAUCCAUGAUCUCCUCAAAACCCUGAUGGGAUGAUCCGCGAAUCCAUCCAUGCAUGCAGCGGGAUCCCCCUCUCUGUCUGUCUGUCUGUCUGUCCCUCUGUCUGUCUGUCUUCAUGACGUGCAGUAGCACCUGGAAGUACUCGCGCCAGAAGGGGGGCGGCUCGGCGUUCCACGGCCUGGUAUGUGGCAGGCAGGCAACCACACACACACGUGUCAUCUCACACACGGACACUUCUGUGUGAGUCGCUCGCUCCCUCCCUCCCUCCCUCCCCCCCUCCUUCUCCCCUGUCUGGCUGACCCACCAUCUCACCGACCUGUACAUGAUGACGCCGAUCCAGCACGUGUCUUGUCCACUGCAGGGGCUGAGCCAGAUGUCGUCAGCGCGGGAGAACCGCACCUCCACAGGGAAGUGCACGCCCCACUCAGGCCGGCUCUCGAUGAACUUCUUCAGACGCCGGACAGCCUCGGCGCAGUUGCCGCGGGGAAUCGACCACUCGUCGACGUAUUGCCUGCAGAAAGCCAUCGAGCCAGUGAGACACCGCACAGAGAGAGAGAGAGAGAGAGGGAAGUUCCCUACCUGAAAAGGCAGUCGAAGUUGAAGACUUUGUCUGAUCGGUCGACCACGUCAGACACCUGGUUGAAGGCCACCGCACGACACACCUGACAUCGCCACACACGUGCACACGCACACACGCGCGCGUGUCUGGAUGCUAUUUCCUCUCUCCCUCUCCCUCCCUCUCUCUCUCUCUCUGUGUGUGUGUGUGUUGUGUUGUGUUGGUAUACCUGGUUGACGAACUGUGCAGACGGCGGGAAGAAUCUCGUGAGCCACAGCACCGUCUCCAGCACAUAGUUGAAAAUCAGGAACUGGUUCGCCACCCAAUCGCCCUCCGACUUGUUCGGCGUCUGCACCCCACACCCACAAACACGCGCAAGAGACCACCUUAACGUUGCUUCCAUCCAUCCAUCGGCUCACAUACGUAAAUAGGAACUCGAUUGGCCUUCCACUCGAUGCACAUGUCGGUGUGGGGGAACCACCAGAAGCGGUAGUGCUCCGCCGUCCCCACUCGCUCGUCGAUGUUGCUGAGGACGUCCUCCAGAGGCACAGGCCGCUGGGAGGAUCUCAGCUUGAAGGCGGGCUCGCACUUGAUGGUCAUCUCGGACACCACCCCCAGCGCCCCCACGUGGCACAGGGCCGCCUUGAAGAUGUCGGCGUUCUGCGUCGCAGAACACUCAAUCACCUCGCCCCUACACCCACAUGCACACACAGACCAACCUCCCCAUUGCCGCACUCUCUCUCUCUGCGUGUGCCCAUGGUCGCUGACCGAGGGGUGAUCAGCUCCAGCGCCUCGAUGUAAUCAGACAUGCACGGGAACUUCCCGCCGGUGCCGUGUAUGGCGCACGCCAGAGCGCCACCCAUGCUCUGCUCGCUGAUGGAACUCAGCACGGAAAGGCCCAGGUUGUGCUCAGCCAGGAACUCGUUCAGCUGUGCGAGCGUCACACCCGCCUGCACGCGAACAGUGCCCCUGCCAGACAGACAGACAGCAGUGAGGGAGGGAGAGGCGUUGGUGAGGUGCGUGUGUGGUGCAUGUGAGUGGGUACUUCUGUUCGUCGACGGAGAUGAUUUUGUUGUAGUUGUCGGUGGAGAGCAUCCGCUGCUGGCACACAGCCAUCGUGUUGGGGGAGCACCCAGUGCCCACCACCUUCAGCUGAGCCAUCACACACAGACAGGCACACACACAGAGAGAGAGAGAAUGAGACCGUGCCUUGUGUGUGUGUAAUCUCUUUCAGCUCAUCACCUUCUGGCCCUUCUCUCUGGCGUCUUUGAGUAUCGCCAGGAUGUCGUCUCUGGUCUCGGGCAGGUCGAAGUACUCGGGCGUGACACGCAGCGAGUUGUGCCAGUUGGUCCAGGUCUUGAUCUGAGGAUUCCACCCCCAGCCCCAACGAAGCGCCUGUGAUGUGACACACACACAACACGCGCGCACACACGCAAGACUGUGUCUGUCUUCCAUCGAUUGACGCGAAUCUGUCCUUCUUUCUGCCUUUCUCACUCGCGCACCUGUCUGCUCCAUCCCUCCCUGCUGGCAUCUGCUGCACGCAGACCCGCAGCUCCCGUUGUCGGUGUCGAUGAGGCCGGACGCACUUGCUGCCGCGGCAAAGGCGCUGCGAGGUGCACACGAUGAGGGCUGAUGAAGGCCGCAUUGGCGCGUGCCCGCCUCAGGAUGCUUGGCGCGCCGCCGCGCACAAAGGAAGCUGUGGAGAGGAUGGUCAUGACCAGAAGUGAGAUGUGUCGCUUCAUGCUUGGAGGAACAGGACACGCCGGGGCAGGAAUGACGGUGAAGACAGCAUUCGCAAACAAAGCGGCGGGAAGGGAAGGAUCGCUUUGGAGUGUGUUAAACGGGCCAGGCGUCAGCAGCCUUCUCUUCACGCACACGCGUCUGCACGUCCAUCAUGUCAGGAUUGCCAGCUUGGUAAGACGAAC